GCGCUCUUCAAACGCACCCAUCAUGAUCAUCCCGUGCACGAUACCGGUGGCGAUGUCUAUAUAGCGAGGAGCACGGAUGGCCUGCUUCUAUCUUCGUGAAAGUCUUCCCCUCCUCCCCUCUCCCUACAUCGACUCCCAUCCUCGCGUCGGUGCCGGGUACCUCGCCGCGCCUCGGUCCUAGGCGUCGAUCACCGCGUAGAGCCCGUUUCACCCGAGCGGCGAGCGCGUCACAGGCGCUCCUGCCGACGAGCACGUCGCUUGCUCACGCGCGGCUCUCUGCCCCUCCCGACCGCAGAACUCGAGUACAAACAUCUCCCUCGUCGUGGUCGCCCUUCGCGCCAAUCCCCCGAUCAACAAGGCGGGCUCGACCACGAUCUCGCGGGGUGCCCUCGAUCACGAUGCGCGCGUCGACGGUGCUGUGGCUGCUAUGGGGGGUGCUGUGGGCGAGAGUGAAGGCAGAGGUGCUGGAGGCGAUGCAGCAGUCCUGGCGGUUCGACUUCUACGACGACAGUGGGAAUAUCACGACGUUUCCCGUCUAUGAGCAAUGCCAAUCUAUGCACGUCAAGUGGGGUCGGAGUAGUGCUACGGGGCCAAGUGCAACGGCACCGUACUCAUUCCUGAUAUACACCUCAAUAUAUCAAUUCCCCUUCUUCCUUGAUGUUGGCGACAGCCUCUCAUACGACUUUGAGAUCCCUUUCCCUCCAGGGACGCAGAUGCAAAUCUGCAUGUUCGAUGCCAAUGGGUACACCGGCGGCUGCCAAUCCGUCGUCAGCAUCGUGCCCAGCACGACCACCUUCAGCCGCACAUGCACGAACGAGACGCUCAGCUGGCCGGAGGGGCCGCUCGACGUGGAGGCGGGGGACAACCAGGGGCCGCUGUCGUGGACUGCGUGGCCGGAGCAGUGCUCGGAUCUGCAGUUCACGCCGAAGAACGGGACGCCGCCGUAUACGCUGCAGAUCGCGCCCGCGUCUCAUCCGCCGUACAAUACGACGCUGGACGAUAUGAGUACUUUCAAUUGGACCGUCGCGCUGACUUGGGCGACGCCGUUCUUCGUUUCUGUCGUCGACGCGGACUACAACUUAUGGUCCAUCGGCAUGCUGCACAGCGGGGAUGGAAAGGCGUCGUGUCUGGGUGGACCAACAGUCACCAAGGUCUCUCCAGGCGCCGCUGCAGGAGCCGGCAUCGGCGGCCUCGUCCUCGGCCUCACCCUCGGCGCUCUCGCCACCUGGUUCUUCCUCAAGCGCCGCCGAUCGAAGAGAACCUCGUUGUCUUCUGCUAAUGUACCCUUCGCCGCACACGAUCCUUCGUACCCCGACGGUUACCCGUCACCUGGACUCAGCGCAGGCUACUUCGAGCAGCGGCAGUCGCACGUGGAUCCGUACUCGCCUACGGGGAUGGCAGGGGUGGGUUCGGGCAACGGGAUGCCCUCGCCUACGCAUGGCCUGGCUUCACCAAUGCAUGGUCUCACCUCGCCGACGCACGGAGUCGCCUCGCCGACGCAUGGAGUCACCUUGCCCUCGGGAGGCAUGACGCAGACCGGCGGGAGCUCCGUGCUCGCGUAUCCGGGCCCUACGACAUCCACGUACCCGAACACAACCACGUCCACCACAUCCCGCCACCGCCCGCCCGACAGCACCGGCUCGGACGGCGGCCUCCAGAGCGGGCACAACGUGUACGUGCUGCACCACGACGGCGGCGCGGCGCCCGUGACCGUGUUCCACGGGGUCGUCGAGCUGCCGCCGCUGUAUGCGGGGGAUAGGGAGGCUGAGGGGGAUGCGCGGAUGGCGGACUUGAGGGACUCCAGCAGAACAGCGAGUCGCACGGACCUGCGAAGCUCGAGUAGAACGGAUCUCAGGAGCUCUGGUCGGUCGGAGGAGAGCGAGGGGUUCGACCCUGGGUUCGAUGAGGAUACGAGGAGGCAUGAGGUGGGGAAGCAUGGGAGCUUCAGUCCGCGGUCGCUGGUGGACCAGAGGCGUCCAGUUGGUGUGAGGAAGCCGACUGGGCCGAGAUGAGGCAUGGGGGAUCCUGUGGUCUUGGCUUGCUUAUAUGGGUUCACGACAAGCGAUUAUCUGCUGACGUCUGAGUGCUAUAUUGUUAUGUGGAUCGCUCUAAACACCUGCUGCGUCUAAGUUAAUGUAUACUGAACAGUACCGCCCUUGUGAGGCGCAAUGUAAAGGUUUACUAUAGCUAGUACUGAAUCAAUGACUCGUCAGAAACCAAUGGCACACCGACCUUGGACAAGCCUC
Molecule: messenger RNA, 2246 nt
Organism: Schizophyllum commune H4-8
Lineage: Eukaryota; Fungi; Basidiomycota; Agaricomycetes; Agaricales; Schizophyllaceae
Exons: 11
Coding region: 399-2012 (537 amino acids)
Source: RefSeq, a predicted model, not a curated record